UCACACUUUGACAUUUGCGUUCAUGGUAAUUUUCGCGGUACUAGAGCGUCGGUAUCAAAAAUCUUGAUUUUACUGUAAAAACACAUAUAAUAAGUGAUUAUUAAGUUGUGAUUUGGAGAUAAUGGAUAUAAACGUGUGUAUGAAUCUUUUUUAAAAAGUGCUAAGGUCUAGAUCUCAAUAGUUUUAAUUAUAUCUGCAAUAUUGAAACUGUGAUGGCGCGUGUAUGACGGAUGUGUGAAAUUAAUUUUGGAUAGUUUAUGUGGUAUGCAAAAAAGAAAAUUAAGUUUUCGAUAUUGCUACAUAGAUAAUCCACUAUGGAGACCGAAUCUUGCAUUUCAUUUUAGCGCAUCGUGUGGUAAAGGAAGCAAUAUCGCGUUAUAAUGUCUAGAUAAACUGAAUACUACAGUUUUUAUUCAUGAUAAGAGAAAUUGGUAUAAUUUAUGAGAUGUAAAUUAUUACUGAGCCUGCAAACUAGUUUGUAGCGACAUGACGUUGUAUUUUAAAUUCUAUUAGCGACAGUACUUCGACGAUUUAUAUAAUUUGUUUGGGUAUACAAUUUCACGUCAUUUUCGAUCUAACUUUGUACAGCAGCGUUACGUCAGUCGGACGAAUGAUUCGACGCCUUUACACAAAAUGGAGGAAUCUGAGGACAACAUGAGCGCCGAAGAGUUAAAAUUUGUUGAUGGCCCUGUUAAAAAUAGGCCUAAAAAGAGGUCACUUGUUGAAAGGGAACUAGAAACAAGUUUAACAGCGCGUGUAACGUCGCCUUUAACUAAUGGCGAUAGAACUAAUACUAGUCGCUAUGGUAGAGCUCGACGACUCAAAUCUGAUGCUGAGUCUUGCGACACAGACAAAAAUACACCCAAAACCCACAAGUCGCCCAAACUUGACCUAUCACCCAGUAAAGUACAAUCGCCAGCAUAUAAAAUGCACGCUUCCAAUUCUCCCAUCAGAAUUGAAACGCCAAAGAAGGAUACGAGUUUGGAAAAUCAAAUUGAGAACAUUUACAAUGAAAAUGUUUCUUUAAGUCGCUUCAGUUCUGAAGAGAAGGCUAGCAAGUCUUCGACUAAAAAGUUCCCUAAAGUUUAUAUAAGGAAAGAUCUGAUACAAGGUAAAGAUAAAGAGGACGACACAGUUGUGCUUAUUAAAAACAUGUUUUCUUCGUCGAGCAGCGCAACUAAGUCCAAUACUCAUUUGGAAAAUUACUUGGAGAGGUCAUCUGAAAAGUAUAAUGGGAAAAAACCAAUAAAUGGUUAUGUAAAUACAUCUUCAGUGGUAAAAACUUUGGAUUUUGAUGUUAAAAAGAAAAAAAAAGAUGAGAAAAAAGUUGUUUUGUCAAAAAAUGAGCUGUUUGAGUUAGAGGCACAAUGUGAAUACCAAGUUGGAGACUUGGUGUGGGCCAGAAUGGGGACGUAUCCAUUUUGGCCAUGUAUAAUAACCAAAGAUCCAUUAAGUGGAACUUUUGUUAAAAAGAAGUUGUUUGGACGUUUCCAGCGAGAUGUACUUCAUGUGACAUUCUUCGGAGACAAUGGACGCCGCGGCUGGAUCGUGGGCACUAUGCUUCGAAAGUUUCUUGGUCAACUGGAGUUUGAAAUGGCCAGAAAAAAUUAUACACCUGAGACUAAAAAAAAGGAUCCAAGAUUAUAUGCUGCAUUUUUCAUAUCUGACAAAAAAAUGCCACAAUGGCAGAUUUCUGUUGAUGAAGCUGAAAUGUUGUUAAGAGAGCCUAAAAGAUUAAGAAUUGAUAUUUUAUAUGACAUGCUUUAUAAGGGUAGAGAAUUAAAAACUACACCAAUACACGAGAAGAGCAAGAAAAUCGUAAGAACUAACAGUGAUGUAUCUCUUAGUGAAAGUUUACUAGACACAUUGUUUGCUGAAGAUGAUUCUAAAGGCAAAGAUGUGGAAGGAUCACAAAACAAAAGCAGAAACAAGUCUUUAGAUGUGUCUGAUGUUGUGACAGCUUGUCUUGAUAAUAUGGCGGCCAAAACAGGUAUAACUAAGAUUCAAAGGCAAUCUCACAUGGACAGGUGGCUUCAGAAAGCAAAAUCUAAAACUCCAGAAAAAUCUCACCUUCAAUCUCAUCUGUCUCUUAAAAUGGAGAGAGAUAGUAAAGUAAGUAACUGUGUUAAAUUAAAAAAAAAGUUGCCCAAAAAUUCUCCAUCUAACAGGCCUUAUAAUUUUAGAAAAAAUAAUAACGAAUCUCAAUAUGAAACUGAACAUAUUUUGUUUUCACAUCAUAAUGAACAUGACUAUAGCUUAAAAGACCGUGAUAGUAACGGUCCUGUGAUUUUAGACAAAAUUGAAAUUGAAUAUGAAAAUGCUGAAAUGUUUACAAGUGAUAUUAUAGAACCUGGAUCAGGUUUGGGUAUAAUUUCUAAAGUUGAAACACUUUGUGAUUCAGAACAAGCUGAUUAUGAGAAUAAAGAAUUUAUGACAGAUUCCCGUUACAAAUUAACAAUAAAUGACGCAAAUAAUGUAGAAAAUACGACCAACCAAAAUGAAGUAAAUGUACAAAGUAAAUGUAAAGAAUUAUUAGAUUUAAAAAUUGAUUUAGUGGUAGAAAGUGAUAUCCCGUCGCUUUGUACAAAUAUGGCAGAUAUCACUGAAACAAAUAAUGUAGUUGAAACUAUUGUUAUAAAAUCUCCUGAGACUAUUGAAUUAACAAACACUGACAAUGACGAAAAUGAUUUAAACACGUUACCUUAUGACAAUACUUCAAGAAAUUCAAAUUUCAUGUCCUUUGAGGACCAAAAUUCUAAACUGUCAAGUCCAAAUGUCUUAAAUUGUACAAGUGAGGAGAACAGAAGUUUGAAUUUAUGUGAUUCGUACAUAGAACCAAUGAAGGAGAGCGAAAUAUGCGACAGUACACCGAUUACAACAAAACAAGUUCCUUUAGUGGAGUUGGAAAAUCAAACAGCACAAGUUGAAAAGUCAGCUAUAGAACAAGAUAACUAUUUUACUAGUUGUGAUAAGUCUUCUAAAGAGUCCUAUGAUAGUUUAUCUUUUGAUCAUACUUCGAAUAGCUUUGAUGGAAACUUAUUGCUACAGACAGUCCAGGUAAAAGAAAGUAUCGUAAAAGUAGAUUUACCAGAAAAUAAAGAGUUAGAGUUAAAUAAUAGUGAAGAAAAAAACACUCAUCAAGAUUUUUUAACGAAGUCUGAAGCUACUACAGAAAUUGAAGAAUCGGUAAGAAAACUAGAUAACUACUUUAAUAAUUGUGAUAAUCUUUCUAAAAUUGUUCAGGAUAGUUUAACUCCUGAUGUUACUUCAAUUAGUUAUGAUGAAAGCUUAUUGCAUCAGACAACGACAGUAAAAGAAAAUAUUGUGAAAGUAAAUUUAUCAGUAAAUAAAGAGUUAGAGUUAAAAGAUAGUAUUGAAUACGAAAUUAAGCAAGAAUCUUUAAUAGUGACUGAAACAGCUACACAAUUAGAAGUCUCUGUAAAGGAACAAGAAAAUUAUUUCACUGUUUGUGAUACACAUUCUCAAAAAUCUCAUGAUAGCUUAACUCUUGAUGUUACUUCAAGUAGCUUUGAUGAAAACUUAUUGCAUCAGACAACAAUAGUAAAAGAAAGUAUUGUAAAAGAAAAUCUGUCAGUAAAUAAAAAGUUACAAACAAAUGAUGGUAUAAACAGCAAAACAAAGCAAGAUACAUUAAUAGAUUCAAAAACUUCAGGCAUGGCAGAAGUCGAAGAGACUGUAACAGAACAUGAUAACUGUAAAAGUAAUUGUGAUAAGCCUUCUAAAGAGUCUUAUGAUAGUUUAACUGAUGUUACUUCAAGUAGCUUUAAUGGAAACUUAUCUGAUCAGAUAAUCGCAGUAAAAAAAAGUAUUGUGCAAAAAGAAAUAUUUGAAAAUAAAGAGUUGAAGUUAAAUAGUAGUGUUGAAAAACAGCAAGAUACUUUUUUAAUAGAGUCGGAAAAUACAAUACAAGACGAAGAUAGAAUUCAACACGACGACUGUUUCAAUGACUGCGAUAUGCCUUCCCAAAAUAAUGUUGGUUUAAAAGAUGCUGAUGAUGAUGAUAACGGUAUUGGGAUUGAAAACUUUCUUGAUCGAUCUACGAAUAAUUUAGAUACAAACACAUUAGAAAAUAAAAGUGAUUUAAUGGAAAGUACAGACAUGGCGUUAACCGAACGUAACUUAGGGUUGUCUGCUGUUCUUCAAGUAAAAGAAUAUGUUCAUAAUGGGAUUGAAAAUGUAACAAACAUAUCGGAAAUACAAAAUAUCGGAGAAAAAUCAAUAUCGAGUUACUCUAACCAAAACGAAAAUAAUUUAAAAAAGAAAAAUAUAUUUAGAGAUGAACUGACUAGUUUACGGACGAAAAACUCAAGUGAAUCUAAUCUUGCGAACUCAAAGGAAUGUGGUAAUAAUGACAUAAAUGAUUCUUCCGACAAAUGUACGGAUGUCGGCGGAAAAAAGAAUGUGAUGACAUCCAGAAGUCACCGUCGCAUCAACAUAAAUCAUCAGUGUAAAGCAAAAGAUCGGCAAAAUGACCUUAAAGAGUUUGAAAUUCAACUGUAUAAUAUUUUUGGUUUAUCAAAUGAAAAAUGUCCAAAAUCUAAAUUUAAUUUAGCCCUUAAUAAACAAAGUAAAAAUACUAACUUAUCAGAUAAAAUAAAAACAAAAAUUGACACUGUUCAAAUUAAUUCCAACGGUACAUCUGAAUGUGCAGAUCAUAGUAAACAAAAAAAUGAAAAUGAAAGUAUUAACAUUGACAAUACAAAAACAAGUUCGCCGAUUUGUGUAAAAGAGGUAGAUUUAGUAAAAAGUAAAAAACAAUGUUCACAAAAAGUUCAGUAUGAGACUACUAAUACUAAUAUAUCCAAUAAUAAUAAUAAUAAUAGUUUGGUUAAUGAGUUGCCAAAGGUGAAAAGUGAUACCCUAAGUAAUGUAGUUAAUGCCGAAACUACUUCUACGGAUGUCAUUGAAGAAUUAAGGUUAAAAAAUAAUAAUAAAAAUCUUAUUAAUAUCAUAAGUGAUGCUGAAAAGAAAAUAGUAGGUGGCAAAGUUUCCGACACUUUAAUAAACUGUGACAGUAACGACAGGUUACAAAAUACUUCCAUAGAUCUUGGAGACAAUAAUCAUUCGCCACAUAAAACGAAUGUUACCACUGAUUGUCAAGUCUCUUGCGACACCAGAAAAGCUUUGGAAAAUCCGGCAUUCUUAAAUUAUUUUGAAUUAAAUCAAGAUCUUCUAAUGGAAGAACAACCUGGCCUUACCCAAGAAGAAUUAACAAAUCAUCUGUAUAAAACCUGGUUGUAUCAAGAGAAUUUGAAAACAGAUAAGACAAACAAUAAAACUGCAACUGCGAUAUUGGUAAAUGGUCUAGAGAAAAGUCCAAUAAAAAUCAAGCUUUCCCUUGAUAAAACAAGUAAAAAGCAUAAAAAAUCUUAUAUGGUCGAAAUAACAAACGACAACGAAAUCUGUUUAAAUACUCCUGAUAAUAUAUUUGUCGUGAAAGAAGAAACUGAUUUAAAUAAAAUAAAUUUAAAUGAUCAUGUUGAUGAAACCAAAUCUUCGUUGAAAAGAAGUAAACGCAUAAAACAUCGCCAUCUUAUAAAUUUCGAAAAACCUUUAGGGAUUAAUGUUGAAGAUAGCGUUGGUAAUAAAGUUUGCGAAGUGACUCCCGAAAUUAAAGAAAAUAAUACCAGCAGAAAUAAAAAUAAAAUGAUAACUGAUAAGGAAGAUAAAAUGUGUACAGAUUUUGUAACGAUUUCUAACAAACCUUCAGUCCAAAAUGUUUAUAAAACCGAUCAAACUAAACUGGAAUCACAUUCCUAUGAAAAGACUGAUUGUAUAAAAAAUCUAUCUCCAAAAGUGAACGAUGGUCAUAUAGGAAAAAUAACAUUGAAGAGACCAGCAUUACUUGAUUUUAAAGCUGAUUUAAAUUCUGUUAGUGAUGAUGAAAAACCAUUGGUAGCACAUCCGUUACGUCUAACAUUUUCCAAAAACCAAUCUGCUUAUGUUGCAGAUGGUGAAACAAACACAAAAGAUGAAAUAAAAGAUGAGAAACACGAAACUGAAAAAGACGACACAGAUACCUCAAUACAAUCAGCAGAUAGUGAAAAUUCAUUCAAAAGUAAGAAAGUACACGCAUAUGAAUUGGUUAGUAACACUGGAGAAGCCAUUUCAGAAUUUAAUAAAUUAAAUAAUAAAUAUACUAGUAAAGCCUUUAACAAUCCAGACUUUUUAAAAUAUUUACAAUUAGAACGAGAUACGCUAAUUGAUGAACACCCCGAACUAACCGAAGAGGAAAUAACUAAUCAUUUGUACAAUACCUGGUCAUAUAAAGACAAUUUGACGAGUGCUAUAAAGAAAGCGGAUGAUGUUGAAAAGGUCACUAACUUUAUUAAAGGCCUGAAUCAAGAUCCUAGUCCAGUUAAAAAAGUUCGUAAAAAGAAAAUCGAAAAAGAUGAACUAGUAGAGUUCAAUAUUAAAUCUGAAGAUAAGACACGAAAAGAAAAGUCCAAAAGAAAGACUAUUAAACAAUAUUUUUACAAAGAACAUUUUUCAGAUAUUGAAGAUGAUAUUGAAUUUUUCGAAAUACGUAAUGAGACAUUCAGUACACCUACACCGGUUGAAAAAACUGAAGGACAAAGUACACAUAUUGAAUCGGCCGAUGCUGAGUUAGAAUAUGUGACAGAUGAAACAAAUAAAGUAGAGGAAUAUUUUAGGCAACUAACUGCGCCUAAACCUAAUGUAUUCAAAGGUUUACUAAGGGAGAAAGUAUGUGAAAUUUGCGAAAAAGUUGACAAUCUUAUAAAGUGUAAAAGUUGUCACUGCAUGUUUCACGUCGAUUGUGUAAAGAAAAAAACUUGUGAAGUCAUAGAAAUCGCAUCCACGGUUAGAGGUAGAAAGAAGAAGAAAAAACACCGUGGUCGAAAGGCGAAAGACACCAUCGACUCUGAGAGCCAAAGCGACGAAAAAUCCCAAGACCUUAAUGCGUCCGACGAAAUGUUAAACACGUCUUUGGAGAACGAAAUUGAACCGUAUAUUGUAGUGAACGCGGACGAUUUCGAAGCACAGCUGUGUACAAAAAUGAAGGAAUUACUCGAAAAACAAACCAAUGAAAACGAAUUCUACUCAAGUGCAGAAGAACAAGAUUUUGAUGAUUUAGAUUACGGUGAAUGUAAAAUAGUCGAUGUGUUGCCACAUAAAAAAAACAAGGACGAAAUCGACUAUUCCAAUUUCAAAUGUGACAACUGUCAGAAAUACGAGACUCCAGUAUGUUUUGUUUGUAAAUCAGCUGUCUCUCCAAAGGAUAAAGCUGAUCAUAGACAACGGUGCCAAGUGGCUCAUUGCCAGAAGUAUUACCAUUUGGAGUGUUUGAACCAUUGGCCGCAAACUCAGUUCAACGCUGGGGAGCUAUCGAGGCAGAGCAAUAGCAAACAGUUGGUGGAAGCUUUGACGUGCCCACGCCAUGUUUGCCACACAUGCGUGUGCGACGAUCCUAGAGGAUGCAAGACCAGGUUCAGCGGAGACAAGCUUGCCCGCUGUGUGCGGUGCCCCGCAACAUACCACACAUUCACCAAAUGUCUGCCAGCGGGCAGUCAGAUAUUGACCGCUUCCCAUAUCAUAUGUCCACGGCAUUAUGAGCACAGGCCAGGAACUCAGCCUCGACACGUGAAUACGGGAUGGUGUUUCAUAUGCGCGUUAGGGGGCACUCUAAUAUGUUGCGAGUAUUGUCCUACUUCCUUCCACGCAGAGUGCCUUAACAUCGACCCGCCUGAAGGUGGUUACAUGUGUGAAGAUUGCGAAACUGGUCGAUUGCCGUUGUAUGGCGAGAUGGUUUGGGUCAAACUGGGACAUUAUAGAUGGUGGCCGGGUAUAAUUCUACAUCCAUGUGAGAUUCCAUGGAACAUCCUGUCAGUGAAGCACUCGCAGGGUGAAUUCGUGGUGCGGUUCUUCGGGCAGUACGACUAUUACUGGGUCAACAGGGGCCGAGUGUUCCCCUUCCAAGAAGGUGAUUCCGGAAGAAUAUCGAGUCAAAAAUCAAAAAUAGACGCAGCAUUCACUAUGGCGAUGGAGCACGCGCAAAGGGCUUGUGAAGUCUUGAAAACGGCAUCCCCAAACGUUGAGGAGUCAAUGGACAUAGCGUCGUCCCUGCUACCGCCGCACUACGUCAAGUUGAAGGUGAACAAGCCGUGCGGAUCGCUGUGCGGAAAAAAGAUUGACAUAGAGGAGAGUUCCCUCACACAGUGCGAGUGUGACCCCAAUGAGGUUGACCCCUGUGGACCCUACACUCAGUGUCUGAAUAGGAUGCUACUGACAGAGUGUGGGCCCACCUGCCGAGCGGGCGACCGUUGCAACAACCGCGCCUUCGAAAAGCGUCUCUACCCCAACAUGACCCCCUAUAGAACACCCCAUAGGGGGUGGGGGUUGAAAGCACUUGAGGAUAUUAAAGCUGGUCAGUUCGUAAUCGAGUACGUGGGCGAGUUGAUCGACGAGCAGGAGUUCAGGCGGCGCAUGCGCAGGAAACAGGAAGUGAGGGACGAGAACUUCUACUACCUCACGCUGGACAAGGAGCGGAUGAUAGACGCCGGGCCCAAGGGCAACUUGGCCAGGUUUAUGAAUCACUCGUGCGAGCCAAACUGUGAGACUCAAAAGUGGACUGUGUUGGGAGACGUUCGUGUGGGACUCUUUGCGCUUUACGAUAUACCAGCUAACAGUGAACUUACCUUCAACUAUAAUUUGGAAUCGACGGGUAUCGAGAAAAAGCAAUGCAUGUGCGGCGCUAAGCGGUGCUCCGGCUAUAUAGGCGAGAAACCUAAACAAGACGAGCAACCAAAGAAAAACAAACAAACAGGCAUACCAACAAAGCGGACGUACAAGAAACGCAAGAUCGUAGAACUAUCACCGACCACCAAACCCAAACAACGAGUGGCCAGAACUUACAAACCGAGAGAACUCACAGAAAUCGAAAAAGAUCUGCUAAUAAUAAAGAACGCUACCAACGGUGUUUCGAGUGAUUCUGAAUCGAGUCGACUUAGUAUCGAUAGUAAGGAUUCAAAGGGAUUCAAAAGACGGAGGACUGACGAUACUUUGUCGCCGAGUACUAAGAAGUUUAAAGUGGAUAGAAUAGUUGAUUCAACACACGACGAAUCAUAGUAUCUAGAUUUUCACAGUAUGAGGACUAAAAGUCCGGUAUAUUGUAGAUCUAUUGUGUUGAGUUACGGAAAAGAGGGUUUGAGUAAUACUCCUCGAAAUAAAACCUUGAUUGUUUGGUGAACAGUUUUGUUCCUCUUUAUAAGAGUUAAUUUUGUGUAAACAAUAUAGAAUGGUCUGGUUAUAUUGUUAAUAAAAAGCGCUUACAAUGGUGUGUCGAGUGAUUCUGAAUCGAGUCGACUUAGUAUCGACAGUAAGGAUUCUAAGGGAUUCAAAAGACGGAGGACUGACGAUACCUUGUCACCGAGUACUAAGAAGUUUAAAGUGGAUAGAAUAGUUGAUUCAACACAUGACGAAUCAUAAUAUCUAGAUUUUUACAAUAAGGACUAAAGGUCCGGUAUAUUGUAGGUCUAUUGUUUUGAGUUACGGAAAAGAGGGUUUGAGUAAGACUCCUCGAAAUAAAACCUUGAUUGUUUGGUGAACAGUUUUGUUCCCCUUUAUAAGAGUUAAUUUUGUGUAAACAAUAUAGAAUUGUCUGGUUUUCUAAUAAUAAAGAGCGCUACCAACGGUGUUCCGAGUGAUUCUGAUUCGAGUCGACUUAGUAUCGAUAGUAAGGAUUCUAAGGGAUUUAAAAGACGGAGAACUGACGAUACCUUGUCACCGAGUACUAAGAAGUUUAAAGUGGAUAGAAUAGUUGAUUCAACACAUGACGAAUCAUAAUAUCUAGAUUUUUACAAUAAGGACUAAAGGUCUGGUAUAUUGUAGGUCUAUUGUGUUGAGUUAUGGAAAAGAGGGUUUGAGUAAGACUCCUCGAAAUAGAACCUUGAUUGUUUGUUGAACAGUUUUGUUCCUCUUUAUAAGAGUUAAUUUCGUGUAAACAGAAUGGUUUAGUUUUCUAAUAAUAAAGAGCGCUACCAAAGGCGUGUCGAGUGAUUCUGAAUCGAGUCGACUUAGUAUUGACAAUAGGGAUUCUAAGGGAUUCAAAAGACAGAGAACUGACAAUACUUUGUCACCGAGUACUAAGAAGUUUAAAGUGGAUAGAUCAGUUGAUUCAACAUACGAUGAAUCAUAGUACCUAAAUUUUUACAAUGAGGACUAAAGGUCUGGUAAAUUGUAGGUCUAUUGUGUUGAGUUAUGGAAAAGAGGGUUUGAGUAAGACUUUACCAAACAAUCAAGGUUCUAUUUCGAGGAAAUAGAACCUUGAUUGUUUGGUAAACAGUUUUGUUCCUCUUUAUAAGAGUUAAUUUUGUGUGAACAAUUUAAAAUGGUCUGGUUAUAUUGAUAAUAAAGCGCGCUACCGAUGGUGUGUCGAGUGAUUCUGAAUCGAGUCGACUUAGUAUCGAUAGUGAAGAUUCUAAGGGAUUCAAAAGACGGAGGACUGACGAUAUUUUGUCGUCGAGUACUAAGAAGUUUAAAGUGGAUAGAUCAGUUGAUUCAACUUACGAAUAAUCAUAGUACCUAGAUUUUUACAAUGAGGACUAAACUUCUGGUUAUAUUUUAGGUCUAUUUUGUGAGUCAUGGAAAAGUACACCUAGAAAUAUGUGUGAAUAUUGAUUUUUAAAUUCAGUUUUGUCCCCCUUUAUAAAGGUUAAUUGUAAAAAGGUAUUAAUUAUUAUUAAUAAUUAAAAGCUGCUCUAGGUAACUCUUACGCGAUCAAUACCAGGCCAAUAUAAAUGUUAAGAGCUGUCAUAAAAGUGACAGCAGUACAGCUGAUAUAGCGCUCUCGCUCGCUCUUACGCUACAAAUACCAGACCAACAUAAAUGCUACGAGCUGUCAUAAAAUGUGAGAGCAGUACAGCUGAUAUAGUAGUCUAAGAUCCGGCAUUAGAAAUAUAUACACCCAUCUGUUAUUCAUUAGUGCUAUGAAAUAAAUGAUGGAUAAUGUUCACAGUUCCACAUUGCAAAUAGUUUGUCUAGUAAAAUUGCGACCAAACACAUUUUUCAUACAAAAUCUAGGAAACCAUGAACUAGAUCAAAUACAACAUAAUACAGUUAAAUUAAGCAUAAAAUAAGCUUUCAUGUGACAUAUUAGAUGACUAAACAUGAGGGUUUAUAAAUAUAAUUACUUAACUGUUUAUAUCUGGCAACCCCACAGUUGCAGUGUAAAAGCAGGCAACCUUUACUUUUUAAUUUAAUUCUUUUGGGUAUAUUCUAUUAACUAGUGUACGAUUUUUUUUAAUUAAUUAUGAGGGAAGUUAGACUUGACAAAAAAUUAAUCAUUUAUUAUUGAUCGGCCGCAAUUUAACUAUGCAACCUAUGUGCAAUGUGUCAAUGUGAAUAUUUUCUAUCAUUUAUUUCUUAUCCCAAAUAAAUAACAGAUGAGGGAUAUAUUUCUUAUGCCGGCUCUCUUACUAUACGCACUCUCUCGCUCUUACGCGACUCAUGCCAGGACGUAGUGAUGUGACAUGUAAACUGCCUUUAUCGAUUGUUGAUAUUAUUGAAACAAAAUCAGUAAAAUAAAAAUUAAUGUUUUUUUUUUCUAGUGGAUCUUUUGGUCUGUUAGCCUGUUAUGAUUAUUUUAUCAAAGACUUAUUUUAUUUUAUGUUUAAUAUUAAAAUAAUUUACAAAUAGUGUAAAAAAAUCAAAAUAAUCAAAAAGUAAUAAAAUAAUGUUGAAUGUAAAAAUAUGUAGUUAAAAUUUCAGAAAAAUAAUUGACAAAAGAAUAUAUAAAUCAUGAAAGUGUCAGAUUUUAACAAAAAUUUCAACUAUUGUCAAUGUUUAUUUGUUACAUAUUGAAAGAGUUAAGUUUAUUUAUAGUCAUUGCGUUAUCGGUUGAGUCGUCGAGCAAUAAAUAAUUUAUCUAUCAUCUAUCUAUUGACAUUUAUGGCCGCACGGCUCAGUUGAUAACGCAUGUAUGGUCGGAUGUAAUCUGUAUGACGUCUUGGAAAUUAGCUGCAAUUGUCGCUAGGCGCAUGUCUGUGGUCAUACAUUAAGUCAAGAGCCACCACUGCCGCACCCCUACGUUACCGCUGACACCUAAAGUCAGACAUAAAGUUUGCAUGCCAUUAUACACGAUCACAACUAGUUUUAAAAAUAUCUCAUGUGACUGUAGGUAUUUUAUAACAAUAGUUGAUUACAAUUUAUACCCUUGCUGGAUAUUUUUCUCGCAAAUUUCUUAAUGAUGAUACUAAGAAACUGGCUUAUUAAUGAAUAAAUCGGAUUCAACUGUAUAUGAGACCAAGUACCAAAGAGUAAUGGAACAAUUAUUAAAUAAUAAUUUACGUGUAUUUUAAGUCUUCCUAACUGAGCUGUAAGGUCUCUCGCACACACUAAAUACUGUCUAUAAAGUAGGGUAGGUAAGGUUUCUCAAGUGUACUUGAGAAUACUGUAAAAUUGUCGGGAAUAAUGCUGUAAUAUUGUCGGGAAUAAUACUGUAAUAUUGUCUUGAAUAAUGCUGUAAUAUUUUCCGGAAUAAUACUGUAAUAUUGUCGGAAAUAAUACUGUAAUAUUGUCCGGAAUAAUGCUGUAAUUAUGUUGGAAAUAAUACUGAAAUAUUGUCGGAAAUAAUGCUGUAAUAUUGUCGGAAAUAAUGCUGUAAUAUUGUCGGAAAUAAUGCUGUAAUAUUGUCGGAAAUAAUGCUGUAAUAUUGUCGGAAAUAAUGCUGUAAUAUUGUCGGCAAUCAUACUGUAAUAUUACUAGGGUAUUAAUUGAAGUUUAGACAAUCUUGCCGUACUUUAUUGACAAAAUUACUUGUGUGUCGAUAGCCUAAUGACACAUUUACAUAGGUUGCAAGAAUGCAUUACAUGGAAUUCAAUAAAAUGCCAUGAAAUAGAUAAUGUCUUUAAAAAGUCAUGACAUAUACAUCAUGUAAGAAAAUGGCAGGAUAUUGCUGUUUAAUUUUAAUCACAUUUUAUGUCGACAGAUUGUAUAGAAUAGUGUUACAGCCCUAUUGGUCCGGGAUCCGUGGAAUUUUUUUACAAUUGAUUACUAUUAAGUUAAUUUCCUAGCUAGCUUCAUCUUGAUGAGAAGCUCGAUGUUUUAUUUAUGAAAAUUCUUGAUUCUGGUAGCUACCAGGUAAAAAAAAUGUACCACGCAAUUUGUAGGUCAUUGUCGCUGUUAAGUUGUAUAAUACACAUACAGAUAGUAAUCAAUUGUAAAAAAAAUCCACUGAUCCCGGACUAUAUCACACAGGUAUUUUCGUUUGUAGGCAAUAAUGAAAGAGCGAUAUUUUCGAUUCGGCCACUAUUGGUCGACAAUAUCUCUUUCUCUUUACGAAAUAUGUCAUUGACGCAUCUUAGGUCUACAGAUUAGAACAGUAGGGCUAUUCUUUAAAGUAUGUCUUUAUAACUCGCUAGUGAGAGUUUCGGAUUCAACUCUAUCUGUCUCUGUCACGCAAGAUACUAUAGGAGGAGAAAGAUAGACAUACUAAGAGACAUUGUUCGAUCAACAGUGACCGAAUCAAAAAUAUCGAUCUCUUUUGUUGGUAACGAAAGAAAGAGCGAUAUUUUCGAUGCCGCUGCUAUUGGUCGACAUUCGUUUGUUCCUAGUCUCGAAAUGUAGUACGCAUGUUAUGGUUACUUUGAGAUCCUGGGUUCGAUCCCCGGCUGGACCGAUUGAAGUUUUCUUAAUUGGUCCAGGUCUGGCUGGUGGGAGGCUUCGGCUGUGGCUAAUUACUACCCUACCGACAAAGACGUACCCCCAAGCGAUUUCGAUUACGAAGCGAUUAAAUCGCUUGAAACAGGAAGGAGUGUGGAUUUUCAUCCUCCUCCUAACAAGUUAGCCCGCUUCCAUCUUCGAUUGCAUCAUCACUUACCAUCAGGUGAGAUUGUAAUCAAGGGCUAACUUGUAAAGAAUUAAAAAAAAACUACUAUAGGGUUAAGAUGCGGUCAACAAUGUGUCAUUUUGUCUUCUUCAGUGUGAAAGGGCUGUUCUGAGAGUUAUGUUCCAUUAUAAGUUAAGGCCACGUAUUCAUUUGUGUACAUAGUAGGUAUAUUGUAUCCAUUUUAUUAACCGACUUCCAAAAAGAAGUAGGUUCUACGUUCGGCUGUAUGUAUGUUUUUUCUUUUAAGGGUUUUUCCACCGAGGCCAAAAUUAUAGGCCAUGGAAGAAUAUUUAAACCUAAAAUUUCUUUAAAGUAAAACGGACCUAAUCACUACUAUUUUAAGAUCACUUUACUUUGACUUUGAUUUGAGAUUUAAAUUUUAACCCAUGUUUAUAUGAAAGUCUAAGAAUUUCGUUCUUUUAUAAUAUGGCAUGCAAAGCGUUAAAUCGAUUAUAAAAGAGCGUGUCGGGCCACGCGCAGUGUAGGGUUCCGUAGAUCAAAUAACACUUUAAACCCAUUUUAUUGCAAACAUACCGAUAGUGAUACACACUAUAACUAUUACACUAUGGGAUAGAUGAGAAAAAAAAAUCGCCUCACUUUUCAUGUAGGGCAGGAACCAAAUCUUUUGAGUUGGCACUUGACUCUAACAAAAAAUAGAACUGAGAAUUUUAAUAUUUUACAAAAUGAUUCCUAAAUCGAAAAAUAGGAUUUCGAGGCCCACAAUGUUUUUAGUAAAUCUUCGCGGACAGACAGACGGACAUGAGAAUAGUUUAAGGAUUCCGUGUGGAAUAUGGAACCCUAAAAAGUUCAUUUUCUUAAUAAUCAGAUUAUUUAAAUAUAAUCUAGUGUGUGAAUAAAAAAUAUUAAUUAUUUGUAAUUUGUCUGAUUAUUAUUAUUAUUAUUAUUAUUUGUGAUCAUGUUUUUUUAAACUAAUUUGGAUGCUACCAUUAUUGAACAAAGAUGAUUCAAUUUCGAAAAAAUGUUAGUAAUUUUUUUUUUAAAUUUUGAAAUUUUAAAGUUUGUUUACUAGUGAAUAUGGGGCCUUAGAAAUAUUAUUAUUAAUACCUGUACAUAUUUUUGUUUAGUUUAGUUGACGCUUUUUACAUAUCGACGCAAUAAAUACGUAUUCCAAUG
Molecule: messenger RNA, 15001 nt
Organism: Bicyclus anynana (squinting bush brown)
Lineage: Eukaryota; Metazoa; Arthropoda; Insecta; Lepidoptera; Nymphalidae
Gene: NSD
Product: putative histone-lysine N-methyltransferase 1
Exons: 15
Coding region: 634-9108 (2824 amino acids)
Biological process (GO): regulation of DNA-templated transcription
Cellular component (GO): chromatin; nucleus
Molecular function (GO): protein binding; histone H3K36 methyltransferase activity
Source: RefSeq, a predicted model, not a curated record